UUCCUCGCCAUCAAACACCCCGUGCUCCCCAUCAGACACCCUCUCCACGCCAUCGCUCCCUGCGUGCACGCCAUCCGCCCCGCCACUCAUUCAACACAAAGCUACAUACACGGCCACACGACCCCCUCGCCGCACGUACACCUCCGCAUCGCCCUUCCGCAAAUCCACGAAUCCACAUACCCACAUCUCGCUUCGCCCGCCUUUUUCUCGUGCACACACAUAACUCGGCCCCAUAAAAUCUCCCUCCACAUCUCAUGGAACGAUAAUACUUCGCCAGAAAAACAUGGAUAAUACUGUUGCGCCAUCUAAAGGCAAAAAGCCCGGAGGCGCCAGACCCAACCCUGGCACUCGACCUGAAAGCGGUGGGCCAGCCAGGCCAACCGGGGCGGGUGGUGUGCCAAAGCUCAGUAUACCUCCGGACAACGUCCCCGGUAUGCAUGUUGACCAAGCAGGCCAGGGAGGAUGGCAUCAGCCCGCCUCUCUUCCAUCUCUUGCUCUCCGUCCGAUGCGCCCUUCUCCAACCCCUUCGUCGUCGUCUCGCCCUAAACUAUCUCUGACCCCGCUUACCCCGACUAUUCCUGCUUCGUCAAGCUCUGCUCCUUCUUCAGCGUCCCCAGCUCCUCCCAAUAGGCCAGCACUCUUGAACGCUCAUUCUGCUAGAGGAUAUGGGGAGAGAAACACACCAAGCUUAAAACUUUCCAUUCCAGGAGCCAGCUCCGUCGGACCGGGCUUCUCCACCGAGCACGACUACCCUCUUGAACUGCCGGACGAUACCGACGCAUUAUCCUCUGAACUGAAGACGCCGACGCCUGGACGUCCUGCUGGAGGAGGCUUGAAUCUAAGUCUGUCUUCCCUUUCACUUACAUCUUCCGAAGAUGCGAACCCCACACUACAAGCUCGCGGAAGGGACUAUGAUGAAGGAGAAUCAUCGUAUGGUUACGGGUGUGUGGGUAACGGUCUGAUUGGACCUGGAGGUGAUGCGAUCAGUGCCAUGACGGAGGAUAUUAGACAAGCAUUAUCUCGAAACCGGUUUGAAACUGGGUCCGAUAGAGGAGGAGCGAGGAGCCGAGCAGGCAGCUUGAUGAGCGAUAGUAGCCGGGCUACCGCAGGACGUGAUCGGUCAGAUUCGGCAUCACUGUAUAACGCAGCUUCAAGGCGUGAAUCACCGUCUGCUAGCCUAUCUGGAGGAUCUGCAAGACAAAGUCUGGAUCUACCGCGAGCAGCAGAAGAGGUGAACGAGCAAAAGGAAUCACCAGUAUUUGAUCCUGAAGGACUGGUAAUGAUGAGAAGGCUCGGUGAAGGGACUGGUGGCUCAGUGGAUAUGGUACAGGACCGAGCCACAGGUCGCAUUAUGGCCAAGAAGGUUAUCACUCGAACCUCGAACCCAAUGGUGCACAAGCAGCUCCUUCGUGAACUAGAGAUUCUUAACUCUUGCGCUUCGCCGUUUAUUGUGGAACAUUAUGGAUCUUUCUUGGCGGAUCAUGAUUCAUCAAUAGGAAUUCUCAUGGAGUACUGCGAAGCCGGCAGUCUGGAUAGUCUUCUGGGUAAGAUGAAGAAGAAGAGUAUGAGGUGUUCCGAACAUGUCCUGGGUAGAGUUGCGUCUUCGGUGUUGAAAGGUCUUGACUAUCUCCACCAACGGCGGAUCGUUCACCGAGACAUCAAACCCUCCAAUAUCCUUAUCACUCGACAGGGGGCCGUCAAGCUUUGUGAUUUUGGAGUCAGUGGAGAGCUGGUAGAGUCUUUGGCGGGGACUUUUACUGGGACAAGCUUUUACAUGGCCCCUGAAAGAAUACAAAACAAGCCUUACUCGAUCAAGGCGGACGUUUGGUCUCUCGGCAUGACCUUGCACGAGAUCGCCCACCUCCGAUUCCCAUUUCCUCCCGAGGGCGAAAAUCAAUCAGUAGCACCUAUAGAGUUAUUGUCAUACAUUGUGACGGCACCCGUACCGGUAAUGAUCGAUGAUCUAAGUGUGGGGAGGGUGUGGAGCGAGCCUAUCAAAGAUUUCAUGGGACAAUGCUUGAUAAGAUCGGGAACAGAUAGGCCCUACCCUUGGCAACUACUGCAGCAUCCCUUCAUUGUCGCCAGUGAAGCUAAAAAGGUGAACAUGGCCAAAUGGGUAGCAGCCCUUUGCAACUGGCCUCUAUCAUAGAAAAAAAAAAGGGGGGGCGCCAUAUGCCCAUCCAAAAUUGUCCCCGCGCCCUUGAUGGGUGUUUGUUUUUAUUGGCCUCCAGCAGAUACGUACGAUUGCUAGCUUAAUACCUGCCUCACGCGGAUCUCGCAUUGACAGUUUUCUGUGCUUCGCAUACACGCAUACACCAGUCUCUUACGAUACAAGUAAUAUGCCCAGAGUCAUGUCGCAACGAAUGUUCAUAAAUCCUAUUUAUAUCUGUGCUUGUAUAUAUCAUUAAAGUCGUCU
Molecule: messenger RNA, 2416 nt
Organism: Cryptococcus deneoformans JEC21
Lineage: Eukaryota; Fungi; Basidiomycota; Tremellomycetes; Tremellales; Cryptococcaceae
Product: mitogen-activated protein kinase kinase, putative
Exons: 5
Coding region: 284-2149 (621 amino acids)
Biological process (GO): protein phosphorylation
Molecular function (GO): protein kinase activity; ATP binding
Source: RefSeq, a predicted model, not a curated record